AUGCGCAUCACUUCCUUGACCUGCACGGCAUUGGCCUUUGUGGCCAGUGUUGUUGCGCAGAGCAGUGCCGACGACAACACAACACAACCUGUCUCUUUCUUCUACACUCGUCCUCUAUCUCAGGCACCUGCAUUGAAUGUCACCAUCCAAGCCGACUUUACUCCCGGCUAUGUCUUCAUGUCGCCAUACAAAUCCAUCAAACCUGCACCAUACAUCUACGACAAGUUUGGAAACCUCGUCUGGGACGGCUACGGAGUGACUGGUUCUGCGAACGCACACAACUUCAGACCUUGCCAGUAUAAUGGUGCUCCUCAUCUCUGCUUUAAUCAGGUAAACCAGCAAAACGGAUACGGAAUCGGCCAGUCUAUGGUUGUGGAUCAGAAUUAUAAAGUUGUUGCUACGGCACAGACUGGAGGAAACGUCGAGCCGGUGGAUAUGCAUGAGUUCCAGCUGCUAAAUGAUGGAGAGACUGCAAUCGUCAGCUCGUACAACAUCGUUCCAUUCGACUUGUCGUACUUCAAUAUCACGACUGGUCUGGGUUGGCUAUCGGAAGGCGUGUUCCAGGAAGUCAAUGUGACCACUGGAGAAGUUCUGUUCGAAUGGUUCUCGACCAACCAUGUUGAUCCUAGCGCCAGCCAGAUCACGCCAAACAGUACUGAUACAGGAGGUGAUGGCUUUGGACCUCAGACUGCAUUCGACUACUUCCACAUCAACUCGAUCGACAAGUCGACAGUCACAGGCAACUAUCUGGUUUCGGCCAGACAUACCGCCACGUUAUACUACGUCAACGCGACCGACCGCAAUAUCAUUUGGCAAUUGAGCUACCUAGGACAGAGCGAUUUCCAGUGCUCAGGAUUUAAUUAUUCGUUCCAGCACGAUGCACGCCUGCUGUCCGAGAAUGAUACCACUACCGUCCUCUCCAUCUUCGACAACGCGUCAAAUGGCUACACAACCACCACCUCCCAGUCCUCAGGCAAAGUCAUCGCUAUCGAUCACAACUCUGGCGUCGCAACCAUGCUCUCCAACACAACCUACCCCUCCCCUGACGGCCUCCUCGCCACCUCCCAAGGAAACACCCAACUCCUCUCCAACGGUGGAUUCUUCCACACCUGGGGCAACAACCCUUACCUCUCCGAACACUCUGCCAACGGCACCGCAGUCUUUGCAGCUCAAUUCGCAGCUCCAGACUCUGCACAAAACUACCGCGCUUUUUCUGCAGACUGGGAAAGUACGCCUGCAACCACCGUCCCCGAUGUUUACGCUUAUGCCGUCAACUCCUCCGCACCCACACGUAUCUACGUCUCCUGGAAUGGCUGUACCACCGUCUCGUCCUGGAACUUUUACGGUGGUAGCACUGUAGGAGAAGACUUUGCAGUCAUUGGCAAUACUACCAAGAAUGGCUUUGAAACUUUUUGGGAGGCGGAGAGUCUCUAUCAGUGGGUUAGGGUGGAAGCUGUGGAUGCGGAUGGCAAUGCACUUAGGAAUUCGAGCUUUACGGGGACGUUUGUGCCGAGUGCUGCGCUGGUGGGGGCGUGUAGUGAUGUUGGGUGUGGUGUUGCUAGUUCUUAUUCUUCUUAG
Messenger RNA from Aureobasidium melanogenum CBS 110374, 1578 nucleotides. RefSeq lists its product as uncharacterized. The coding region runs from base 1 to 1578 and encodes 525 amino acids. Lineage: Eukaryota; Fungi; Ascomycota; Dothideomycetes; Dothideales; Saccotheciaceae. The record is from RefSeq and is a predicted model, not a curated record. The transcript has a single exon.